Dicrocoelium dendriticum is the source of this 444-nucleotide messenger RNA. Lineage: Eukaryota; Metazoa; Platyhelminthes; Trematoda; Plagiorchiida; Dicrocoeliidae. The record is from the annotation of a GenBank genome assembly.
CCACGAAGAAGCUGCUAUAAACCUACGAAGAAACGACCGUCGUCCUGCGAAGAAGUGACCCUCGUCUGGCGGAGAAACGACCAGCGUUUGCGUCAUGAUCCUCGUUGACUGCGCCGAUCCUCGGAAACAUUGCUCGUGUGGGCCAAUCGAUCGUAGUGGAGGGUCGGGGCCUCGUAUUAGCUGUUGUUUUCCUGUUGACUGUUUGCGAUCUAACUCAGGAGAUUCAAGACAAAUAUUCGUACCCAUUUUCCAUUGGGCCCGGAACGGCCUCGAAGACCUUGCAUCCCGUCCGCCCGAUCAACGAUUCACUCUCCUGAGGCCAGUAAUCAAGAUGGAGGGCGAGACAGGUAUGCACCAUGUCAACAUUCUCAUCAAGCGCAGCCAUAUCGGGGAUAUCAAAUAACCAACAUAGAAUUUGAAGGAAAAUAAGCACGCAAAAUGGAC